Messenger RNA from Acanthaster planci (crown-of-thorns starfish), 3088 nucleotides. Its product is annotated as multicopper oxidase 3-like. Gene Ontology annotation, biological process: iron ion transport. Lineage: Eukaryota; Metazoa; Echinodermata; Asteroidea; Valvatida; Acanthasteridae. Gene Ontology annotation, molecular function: copper ion binding; oxidoreductase activity. Gene Ontology annotation, cellular component: plasma membrane. The record is from RefSeq and is a predicted model, not a curated record.
AACGUCGACGCGAUUUCAGUGGGCCAUUGCUACGCUUUUGAGAUAAUGUUGAGAUUUUCAUUGUCAUUGUUAUUUGGGAGGGGCAGCAGACGGGGUUAUACAUUCAACGGCCUCGAACACGACAAAGCCUUCAUUUCCACGAAUCUGUGUCGUAAUACGGCCUUCUGGCGUCACCAAUUCAACCAGUUUUAGGAGACCUACAUAGCCUAACAAUCUCCACGUUUGUCAGAGCAUGUGAGAUCGACAAGACAGGCACACGCUGUUUCUACAUUUGAUUCUAAGAGUCUUUUGACUGCAAGAUGGUACCUUCAGCACCGUUCCGACGUUUUAUCAUCGAUUUAGUAGGUCUUGUGUGCGUCGUUUCCCUGCAACGAGUACACCUGAUCAAAGCAAAUAACGGUUUCCACGAACAUCACGCGUGCCUCCGUAAGUGCGAAUGGCCUCCCAACCCCAUGGUCUGCCGUUACGAGUUUACCGUCGAGUGGUUCUACACGAUGUCUACUGACUGUUUCGACUGUCCCCUCAACCAGACGCAGUGCUCUCGUCCACAGUGCAUUCCAGUCGACGGGGUGCCCCGCGCCAUCAUUGUGGUCAACAAGCAGUUCCCCGGACCAAGCAUACAGGUCUGUGAGCACGAUACUAUUGAGGUGAAAGUCCUGAACAACUUGAUCAACGGCGAGACUGUGGUGAUCCAUUGGCACGGAGUGCACCAGCGAGGGACGCCCCACAUGGACGGGACCCCUUUGAUUACCCAGUGCCCCAUCCAGUACAGGUCCAGCUUUACCUACAGGUUCAAGGCCGAGACGGUGGGCACCCACUUUUGGCACGCCCACGGGCCGCAGUUGGCUGACGGCCCCUUGGGGUCGCUGGUCAUUCGGCAGGCCGCUCCUGACGACGUGCACAGCGGCCUGUACCACCAAGACCUGGCCGAACAUGUCCUCCUCGUCCAAGACUGGACCCAUACAGUCUUCAUGGAACGGUAUAGCCAAGUGAUUUUCCAUGACGUCGACAUCACUCCUAACACCAUGCUGGUCAAUGGGAAAGGGCGGUCGGCCGGGUUCCCCGACAAGGCCUCCAACCGAACGGUGUACACCCCCUUUCACACCGUCCACGUCCAGCAGAAUACGAGUUACCGCUUCCGCACCAUCGGUGUUGUCGCUCUCGACUGCUUCUUCGAGGUCUCCAUCGACGGGCACAAUCUGACCGUCAUCGCCAGUGACGGGGCGCCGUUUGAACCAGUCCAGGUCAGGGCGUUCGGGAUCUCGAGCGGUGAGCGGUUUGACUUUGUCUUGGACGCCGAGGCGGAGGUGGGCAAGUACUGGAUACGGGUCAAGGGAAUAGAUUCAUGUGAGGAUAUGCAAGCCUUGGCGCUGUUAGUCUACGAAGGGGCGGCCCAUCAUCCCGAUCCUCCUGAAGAAGUGGUUUCGGAUCCUAGGGGAAUAAUUCUCAACCCUUUCAACAAGAAAAGCUCUAAGGAGUUUGUGAAUAUGCAUGAUAUGAUUGCAACUGGAAAAGACUACUGGACUGAGGAACAGACCGAUGUCGUGCACUAUCUUGUUUUGGGGUUCGAGCUCGUCAACAACGACAACUUCAACCACCCCAUUUACAACCCCGCCUUUGGCACCGACGGCGAUCCGUCCACCUUCAGGGGUAUUCCCUCCCCACAGAUGAACUACGUGACUUUCAAGCCCCCUUCGGCGCCCCUCCUCACACAGUCGCGUGAGAUCUCCGAGUUCGAGAUCUGCACCUUUGAGAGUACGCAGGCCGUCCAGGAGCAGUGCAGGCGGGACUUUUGCGAGUGCACUCACGUCCUCAAGGUUGCACUUGGCCAGGUUGUGGAGCUGGUGUUGAUCGACAGAGGUCAGCGGUUCUCCAGUUCACACCCCAUGCACCUUCACGGCUAUCGGUUCCAGGUCCUAGCCCAUGACAGGUUUGACGAAAUUAUUUCCGUUGAGGAGGUGAAACGCAUGGAUGAAGCAGGAAAUAUCACCCGUCGCUACCAAAUGGCGCCAAUGAAGGACACCAUACAGGUCCCGGAGAGGGGUUACGUCGUGAUCCGCUUCAAAGCAGACAAUCCGGGCUGGUGGCAGUUCCAUUGCCACACGGAGUUCCAUUUCCUGGCCGGCAUGUCCAUUCUGAUCCACGUGGGCACGGACGGAGAUCUCCCGCCGAUACCGCAGGAUUUCCCGAGAUGCGGCGGGCACUGGUACCCGAAGGAGGACCCUAUCGCCGGCGGUCGCCUGCCGACGCCAAGCGCGACGCCGAGCAGCGCCGCCCCGGGCCUCAACCAUGGAGGGAUUUGGGCUUCUGUUUACGUUGUGAUCGGAGUUGUAAUGGCACAACUCGUUUCGCGAAUGUUUUAAAGAUGUGUAGUGGGUUCAUGUUUUGUUCGCUUUCCAUUUAUUUUCCUGUCCAAUUAUGGUUUAUAAAAUGGCCUUGACAAAAAUUUUGGUUUGGCCAGGAUUGCUAUACAUUUACAUACUUUUGUGUAAUACAAAUUCGUUUCCCUUUUUGGUUGUUUCAAUAAAUUUAACUUUGUUUUUUAUUUAGAAUUUCCAAUGCCCCUUCUCGACAAGGACGCUGUUGAUAUGUUGUCAUUAAAGGAAGGUAAUGUCCCUUUAGGAACCCAUAACAUUUUACAGAGAAAUGUUUUGCGAAAGGCCUGUUGAAUGAAUGAAACACUGGCGAAAAUAAAUUAACUUCUGGUUGUAACAUUUCUUUUCUAGUAUAACCUCGAGUGAUCAUACAUUUUCAACUUUCGUAUUCCUCGCAUUAGUUGUCCAAUAAUAAUUUAUGUAGGCAUAUAGGGGCAAUUCCAGAAAUUAAGGGUCCAUUUUUUUGGUGUCCCGGCACAUCUGGCAAAUAACUUUGUAAGUUCAGAAUACAAUUUCUAAUUUCUAAUCUAAGUGAUGAAUUAAUGCAAAUUACCUGCCAAACAAAUAGUAAUAGUUGAAGUCCAUUCCAAUGAUAUUUCCGUGACUCUUUUGGACCCCUGAUUUCUGGAAUUAUCCAUUUCCAGAUCUUUACCUUUAGGUGGAUGUUUCGUGGUGUUGUCUAUAAAUAAAAAGGUUUUAUAAAAUCAGCAGAA